UAAUCAAGAUGUUGAAACAAUAUACAUCAUUAAAAUGUAUAAAAGUAUCUCUAUCAACGAAAUCUAAAACUCACUAUGAUACCUUAAAAAUAUCUCCAAAAGCUACACACAAUGAAAUAAAAUCAGCCUACUAUAAAUUAACAUUAGAAUAUCACCCUGAUAGAAAUAAAAGUAAAGAAGCAAAAGCAACAUUUCAAAAUAUUUCUAGUGCAUAUCAAACACUUAGUAAUUUUCAAUUACGUAAACAAUAUGACAGAACUAUCGCAAUUAAAUAUGCAGAUAUAAAUAAAAUACAAAGACCAAUUGAACACGAAUAUACUGAAAAAACAAUGAAUAAGAUGUAUGAUUACGAUGAAUGGCUUAGAUCACAUUAUGGACAAUCGUUUGAUAAAAGUAAAAUGAAAAGAAGACGAUAUGAUGACUAUCUGAUCUUUAAACGAUCAGCAAUGGAGUCGAACAAACGUGCCGACGCAUAUAAUAAAACUGCAAUUAUAAUAGCUUUUAUUGCUAUUAUAUUGUCGUAUAUAACAGAUCGUAAGAUUGUUAAAUAUGAUCAACCAAAAGAUAAAGAUGAUUAAUGUAAAAUUA
Megalopta genalis is the source of this 588-nucleotide messenger RNA. The record is from RefSeq and is a predicted model, not a curated record. NCBI's taxonomy places the organism in Eukaryota, Metazoa, Arthropoda, Insecta, Hymenoptera, Halictidae.